CUCGGACCGCGCCUCGGGAGCCGGGCGGCUCCGCGGCCUUCCGCUGUGCUCCCUCAACCAAACCUCCCUGGCUGGACGCGGGACCCCUACACGCCCACGACCCGUGGGCAAACCUGGUGCGGCCAGCAUUCGCGUCUCCACGGCGCUGCAGCCGGCGUGAUUGUCCGGCCGGCCGGUGCCUGGGCCGUGCGGGACGCCGCCGCCCGCAUGCUACGCUGGCUAAUCGGGGGAGGCCGCGAGCCCCAGGGCCUGGCCGAGAAAUCUCCAUUACAGACAAUAGGUGAAGAACAAUCCCAGAACCCCUACACAGAACUGCUCGUGCUGAAAGCACACCAUGAUAUUGUGCGAUUUCUAGUACAGCUGGAUGACUACAGAUUUGCAUCUGCUGGUGAUGAUGGAAUUGUAAUUGUAUGGAAUGCUCAGACGGGAGAAAAACUUUUGGAACUCAGUGGGCACACUCAGAAGAUAACAGCUAUUAUUACAUUUCCUUCCUUGGAAUCUUGUGAAGAGAAGAAUCAGCUCAUCUUGACAGCCUCUGCUGAUCGAACAGUUAUUGUUUGGGAUUGUGAUACUGGCAGACAAGUUCGGAGAGUAUCAUGCUUCCAGUCUACUGUGAAGUGCUUAACUGUUCUUCGGAGCCUGGAGGUUUGGCUCUCUGGUGGGAACGACUUAUGUGUGUGGAACCGAAAAUUAGAGCUCUUGUGUAAGACCAGCCACAUUUCUGAUACAGGGAUCAGUGCUUUGGUCGAAAUACCUAAUAACUGUGUUGCAGCUGCAGUUGGCAAGGAACUGAUAAUUUUCAGGUUAGUAGCACCCAGCAAAGGAUCGCUAGAGUGGGACAUUAUUGAAGUUAAACGGCUCCUUGAUCACCAGGACAAUAUUCUCUCCUUGGUUAAUGUCAAUGAUGUGAGUUUUGUUACUGGUUCCCAUGUUGGGGAGCUGAUCAUCUGGGAUGUCCUGGACUGGACCGUGCAGGCCUAUGAACGCAACUUCUGGGACCCAUCUCCACAGCUGGAUGUCCAGCAAGAAAUCAAACUCUGUCAAAAACCAAAUGACGUUUCUAUUCAUCAUUUCACUUGUGAUGAAGAGAAUGUGUUUGCUGCAGUUGGAAGGGGUUUAUAUGUGUAUAACCUUCAAAUGAAGCGUGUGAUUGCCUGCCAGAAGACUGCACAUGACUCAAAUGUCCUGCACAUCGCCAGGCUGCCAAACAGGCAGUUAACCUCCUGCUCAGAAGAUGGCAGUGUACGCAUUUGGGAGCUACGGGAGAAGCAGCAUCUGGCAGCUGAGCCAGUACCAACAGGUUUUUUUAAUAUGUGGGGAUUUGGAAGAGUGAACAAACAAGCCAGCCAGCCUGUUAAAAAGCAACAAGAAAAUACCACUUCCUGUUCACUGGAGCUCAUUGGUGAUCUCAUCGGACACUCGUCCUCCGUGGAGAUGUUUCUGUAUUUUCAAGAUCAUGGACUAGUGACUUGCUCUGCCGAUCAUCUCAUUAUUUUGUGGAAAAAUGGAGAGCGAGAAUCUGGAUUACGCAGUUUAAAAUUAUUCCAGAAACUAGAGGAGAAUGGUGACUUGUACCGUGCUGCCUAGUGUAACGAAUCAGGAACACGUGGAUGAACCUGCAGCAUCCAGUACAGAGUUACACCAAGAACCACCAGUGCACUGAUCAGUUAAAUUUGCAAUUUUUGACAAGCUGUAUAAUUCUGUGUGUUUGAGUUCUUUUGCGUGCAUCUUCCCAGGUGUUUCUAGUACACUCACCAGGGUGCGCACUGAUUGGCUCCCGCGGGGGUGUGCUGCUGACCUAGUGACUGCCAGGUUUGGAGUUUCUUAAUGUGAACCUAGACCCUUUGUGAAGUGGUGGGACUAGAGGAAGCAGCGUUCUUAAGUUUUAUCUUUGGUUUCCUUUGAAGAAUUCUUGUGAGAAGUGUAGCCUUUCUCCUGCAGAUUUCUCUGGGAGCAAACUUGACUCUUAACCAAAAAACUAUACUACUUAAGCACAGUGAUUUUUGGUACUAAAUUUUUUCAAAUCAUUAAAACAUUUUUUUCGUUCUAGCUACUAAGUUCUUUUGUACUCGAUCCAAUCCAUAGGCAUCUGAUGAGGGUGUAUUUCUUUUCUGACAUGAAUUUGCCUGACCAGCCCCUGGCCAGAUGAGUACUGGGCCAGCAGCUGCUGCGCAGGUGUGCCAACGACGAGCGCUAGGUCAGCAUCAGCGGGAGGCCCGCGCUCCGGGGCAGCCCCGAGUGCCUGCUCCAUCUGAGCCUGACGAGGUGGGAGAUGCCUGCGUCCCUCGUGUGUCCGCUGCAAGUGGCUCAUCUUCAUCACUCCACCAGCUUUGUGACAAAUCCUCUCUCACUUUCAAUGCUGAAAAAUAAAAGUUAAAAAGUAUUC
Molecule: messenger RNA, 2386 nt
Organism: Chinchilla lanigera (long-tailed chinchilla)
Lineage: Eukaryota; Metazoa; Chordata; Mammalia; Rodentia; Chinchillidae
Gene: Wdr41
Product: WD repeat domain 41
Exons: 13
Coding region: 208-1587 (459 amino acids)
Biological process (GO): regulation of autophagy
Cellular component (GO): lysosomal membrane
Molecular function (GO): protein binding
Source: RefSeq, a predicted model, not a curated record